AUGUUGGAAAAGGGGCUCAACCCAACUCGUGAAAACAAGGCGCAGUUUUCCUACAAGAUGAUGAACCAUGGUAACAAAUAUGAUAACGCCUUGCGUUUCGUAAAAGACCUUAAGGCACAAUGGGGCAAAGGGAAUGCAACUCUUUGUCUGCUUUACAACGCAACAGGGGAAACACUAGCAUAUAUGACAAGCCGCAAUUGGUGUGGUGAUAUUGGGCCAAGUCCAUACCCGACAAUCAUUUUGAAUGGUCAAUGGGGUGCAUAUUUGCACACAAAAACAGGAAAGACAAGUGGAUGUGCAGCUGCAGUAGUGUAUCGUGGCAAAUACUCUGACAAUGCUUUCUGCGACUAUAUGAUUACUUGGUCUCUCCCUUGGCUGAGAUUCACCCAAGCCAACGCGGCAUACUGCGAGAUCAAUCAAGUUGGACACUUUGAUGGUGUAGUUUGGGAUGCAAUUUAUCGCAAAACACCAUUAGCAGGCAGAGAAAGCAGCACGGAAUGGAAGGAUUGUUAUGCAAGGGUCAAGAUCGAACGUGCCAGUUCCCCUCUAUUUAAAGCCAUUCUCACACAUGUUAAUGUCGAAGUAACAUCUGUCUAG
Messenger RNA from Erigeron canadensis, 597 nucleotides. RefSeq names its product 23 kDa jasmonate-induced protein-like. Bases 1 to 597 code for a protein of 198 amino acids. The record is from RefSeq and is a predicted model, not a curated record. The transcript is spliced from 2 exons. NCBI's taxonomy places the organism in Eukaryota, Viridiplantae, Streptophyta, Magnoliopsida, Asterales, Asteraceae.